UUCAGUAGUACCUCCUUCUCCUUCUCUUCCCAUAUUCAAAGGUGUUACACCUCUCUUUCUCUGUUUUUGCCCACCUAUAUCCUCACUUAUCGACCCACUUAAAUUUAUCUAGUACCCAAGAAGAAAAAAAACUACUUCAACUGAUCGUAGUGACAGUGGUUGUUGUAGAGUAAUUGUUCACUCUCCUUCCCUGCCUGUCGCCAUUUCUGCAACCAAAUCUCGACAGAUCAAAUGGCAUCCAGCUCCCUUUCUGGCUCGAAUUGGACUCCCAGGCAAAACAAGUUGUUUGAGGAGGCAUUGGCUAGGCAUGACAGGGACACCCCCGACCGCUGGCACAAUAUUGCCAGGGAAGUGGGUGGUGGGAAGACAGCAGAGGAAGUGAGGAGACAUUAUGAGUCCCUCGAACAUGACGUCAGGAGUAUCGAAUCUGGCCAAGUGGCUAUUCCCAAUUACAGGAACACUGGAGGGAGCAGGAGCUAAGGCAACAACAACAUUGGUAAUGAAGAGGAGAGGCUGAAGUAUUUCAAGCUCUAUUGAAGUGAAUCUGCUGCAAUAAGGAUCCAUAAACCCGCUACUCUACAAAAAGCAGAUGUAGUAAUAGAGAAUCAACUUCUGUGAUUCUUCCUACUAUUCCUUCUGCUUCUUAUUUUUCCUCUUUUUUCAAGCGUAAUCGAUUUCCUUUAGGCUAAUAUGAAUGUAAGAUGUAGUUUCUAUUUCCUCCUCUCUCUUCAUGCUGUAACGCUCUAAUGCUGUAAUGGAUUCCAGAAUAUAUAAAUGCAUUAUCUAUUGUGUGUAA
This is a messenger RNA of Macadamia integrifolia, 796 nucleotides long. RefSeq names its product protein RADIALIS-like 3. The record is from RefSeq and is a predicted model, not a curated record. NCBI's taxonomy places the organism in Eukaryota, Viridiplantae, Streptophyta, Magnoliopsida, Proteales, Proteaceae. Bases 232 to 480 code for a protein of 82 amino acids. The transcript is spliced from 2 exons. Gene Ontology annotation, molecular function: DNA-binding transcription factor activity.